This is a messenger RNA of Ylistrum balloti, 1656 nucleotides long. Its product is annotated as mesenchyme-specific cell surface glycoprotein-like. Lineage: Eukaryota; Metazoa; Mollusca; Bivalvia; Pectinida; Pectinidae. The record is from RefSeq and is a predicted model, not a curated record. Bases 1 to 1656 code for a protein of 551 amino acids. The transcript is spliced from 10 exons. Gene Ontology annotation, molecular function: protein binding.
AUGACCAUGUGGACGCUGCUUCUGUUGGUAUUGCCUACCAUCACGGCUGUUCUAAAGCUCAAUAAUGUCGGCUACCUGAACCUGAUCGAUUGUGAAACCGGCAGUAAUGCAAUGUUUUUAGACACGGCAAACCAAGCAGCAUUUGAUCCGACUAACAGGUUUCUAUAUGUAACCGGUUCCAAAUGUGUGAAUGUAGUGAAUAUUGCAAACCCGUCACAACUUAGUCUUGUAGCGACACAUUUCUUUAACGACGGAAAUGAUGGACGUCUGGUUGAUAUCGCUCAAUGUGGAAAUAAUGUGGCAGUGCUACUUGAGAGCGUCUUUGAGUUUACGGAGGGCCAUGUUUACAUGUGUGAUGUCUAUGACGUGUUCACCAAUUCAUUCAAUUGUGACAAAUUUAACAGAAUUACAGUUGGAGAGACCCCAAAGAGCAUGACUUUCACCAAUGACUGCUCAAAGUUACUGGUUGCUAACGAAGGCCGACCAGGAGUGUUGAAUGGAAUAUUUACAGAUCCCGACGGAACAGUCUCCAUUAUCACCGCUUCUUCUGGAAGUAGUCCAUCUACUAGAGAACUUUCUCUCUCACACUUCAACGAUGAACAGAUUAAGUACAUAAAUGCGGGAGUCAGAUGGGUAUAUCGUGGGGAUCAUAACAAUGGAAUUGUCACGAAAUUUUCCCAAGACCUCGAGCCGGAACAGGUUGCCAUCAGUGACGACGGAAACUGGGCUUACGUCACCUUGCCGGAAAACAAUGCAAUGGCAGUUAUAGACCUCAUGAAUGAAGAAUGGCAUGCACUCCAUUCCAUGGGAGUCAAGGAUUGGGAAUCGUCGAGUCUUGACGCUUCCGACGACGAUGGAGGUGCCAAUAUGAUCAGUUAUACCGUGAAAAGUUUGAACCAGCCAACUGCUGCCGUUUUUGUCCAGGCUAACACGAAUAAGUACGUGGUAACAGCUAACACCGGUGUCCCGAAGACAUAUACCGACCAGGUACAGGGAGUGAACUUCACAGAUAGUGUCAGAGCGAAAUCUGCCUUUAUGGAGGGCGAUAUUGAUCAAGGCGUGAUAUCAGAGAGUCUGAGGUAUAACCUUAUCACUGAAAGUAGACUAGGUAAAGUUUAUAUGAGUGAAAUCGAUGGCAAAAGCAGUAUUAGCGGCCUCAUAGAAACUAUUUAUUUGUUCGGGGGUCGCGAUCUCGGUUUCUGGAAUACUGAAACCAACAUAACUCAAUACACAACAGGUAACGAUUUGGAGGCAAAAGCCCUGGAAUCAUAUCCCAGCGUGUUCAACGGCGACUGCUCGAACGACACAUUAACCCCAGCGUCUGAGUCUGACAGUCGUUCCCCAUGGAUGGGUCCAGAGCCGAACGUCCUUGCCGUUGGAGAAUACAACAAUUUACCUUUCGUAGCCACCGCCACAAGGAAUGGUCUUAUCUACUUACAUAGUAUACCAUUCAAUACUCCCAUCUACCAGAGUGUUCACAGAUUGGGUGAUACCACUGCCAAGUGGGGUGAUUCCCAAGGCACUGACGCAGCUGGAGAUGGACUCAUUUCAGACAUGGGUUUCAUCCCGAGAAAUUGGAUUGGUAACAAUCCAUUUUUGUUUGUGAUAAGUAGAGGUACCGGUUCAGUAAGCAUUAAGGAGAUAUUAAAUGAAUGA